CAGGAGGUCCAGUGUACUCCACGUGGAGAAGAGGAAAACGAGUUUUUGGCCGACUCGUAUGAAAAUUCUGAAAAUCUUCAAAAUGACAUGGGAAUUCUGGAAAUGAUGACGUCACCGGCUUCUUU
This is a messenger RNA of Caenorhabditis elegans, 125 nucleotides long. Lineage: Eukaryota; Metazoa; Nematoda; Chromadorea; Rhabditida; Rhabditidae. The record is from the annotation of a RefSeq genome assembly.